Molecule: messenger RNA, 1632 nt
Organism: Rhineura floridana
Lineage: Eukaryota; Metazoa; Chordata; Lepidosauria; Squamata; Rhineuridae
Gene: SVOP
Product: SV2 related protein
Exons: 16
Coding region: 1-1632 (543 amino acids)
Biological process (GO): transmembrane transport
Cellular component (GO): membrane
Molecular function (GO): transmembrane transporter activity
Source: RefSeq, a predicted model, not a curated record
AUGGAGGAAGAUUUGUUCCAGCUGAGACAGCUGCCGGUAGUCAAGUUCCGACGCACGGGGGAAAGCUCCCGGUCAGAUGAGGAUGCCCUCUCGGGAGAGCAUGAAGUCCACAUUGAGGGUGUCCAGACACAGUUAGAGGCGGUGGAGUUGGAAGAUGGAGGGAUGGUGCCAAAGGAGUUUGCCAACCCAACUGAUGAUACGUUUAUGGUGGAAGAUGCGGUGGAAGCUAUCGGAUUCGGCAAAUUCCAGUGGAAGCUCUCUAUUCUGACAGGCUUAGCAUGGAUGGCUGACGCCAUGGAAAUGAUGAUUCUGAGCAUCCUAGCACCUCAGCUUCAUUGUGAGUGGCGAUUACCCACCUGGCAGGUUGCGUUGCUUACCUCGGUGGUUUUUAUGGGCAUGAUGUUCAGUUCCACUCUCUGGGGAAACAUUUCAGACCAGUAUGGCAGAAAAACAGGGCUAAAGAUCAGUGUACUGUGGACCUUAUACUAUGGGAUUCUUAGUGGCUUUGCACCAGUUUACAGCUGGAUCCUGGUGCUGAGAGGACUGGUGGGUUUUGGCAUUGGUGGAGUCCCUCAGUCGGUAACGUUAUAUGCCGAAUUUCUGCCGAUGAAAUCCAGAGCAAAAUGCAUUUUGUUAAUUGAGGUCUUCUGGGCCAUUGGGACUGUCUUUGAAGUUCUCCUGGCGGUAUUCGUGAUGCCCACCCUCGGUUGGAGUUGGCUGCUCAUCCUUUCGGCUGCCCCUCUUCUGCUGUUUGCCAUCUUGUGUUUCUGGUUGCCAGAAAGUGCACGAUAUGAUGUUUUAUCUGGGAACCAAGAAAAGGCCAUGGCCACUUUGAAGCGGAUAGCGGCUGAGAACGGAGCUCCGAUGCUGCUAGGGAAGUUGAUCAUCUCGAGGCAGGAAGACAGAGGAAAAAUGAGGGAUCUAUUCACUCCCCAGUUUAGAUGGACAACACUCCUGCUUUGGUUUAUAUGGUUCUCCAACGCCUUUUCUUAUUACGGCUUAGUUUUAUUAACAACGGAACUCUUUCAAGCAGGAGACCUCUGCAGCUUAUCCAGCAAGAGAAAAACAGUAAAGGCAAAAUGCAGCCUGGCAUGUGAAUACCUAACAGAAAAGGACUACAUCGAUUUGCUGUGGACUACUCUGUCUGAGUUCCCAGGUGUUCUGGUGACCUUAUGGGUUAUUGAUCGAAUAGGGCGUAAAAAGACGAUGGCGCUCAGCUUUUUUGUCUUUGCAUUUUGUAGCCUCCUGCUCUUUCUCUGCGUUGGAAGGAAAGUUCUGACUGUGGUACUAUUCAUCGCAAGGGCUUUUAUUUCGGGAGGAUUUCAAGCAGCUUACGUUUACACCCCUGAGGUUUAUCCAACAGCCACCCGGGCCCUGGGUCUUGGGACCUGUAGCGGGGUAGCCAGAGUUGGUGCACUCAUCACGCCAUUUAUCGCACAGGUGAUGCUGGAGUCCUCCGUCUAUCUGACGCUGAUUGUUUACAGCGGGUGCUGUGUCCUGGCCGCUCUGGCUUCCUGCUUGUUGCCCAUCGAAACCAAAGGCCGUGGCUUGCAGGAGUCCACCCACCGGGAAUGGGGGCAAGAGAUGUUUGGGCGUGGAGUCCCCCACUCAAACUCUGGAUCUCAGGGGUGA